This is a messenger RNA of Sabethes cyaneus, 1492 nucleotides long. RefSeq lists its product as uncharacterized. NCBI's taxonomy places the organism in Eukaryota, Metazoa, Arthropoda, Insecta, Diptera, Culicidae. The record is from RefSeq and is a predicted model, not a curated record. The transcript has 2 exons. The coding region runs from base 105 to 1319 and encodes 404 amino acids.
AGAUGUUUGUAAAACUGCGACGUAUUUUUUUGCGAAUAACUUUUAAAUACCAGUGUUAAUUGAAGAAUUUUGUUGAGAGUUUAGAUAAACAGGGCAGCCGUUGAAUGAGCAAUAUGGAAGAACCUGAACAAAACGAUAUGGACUCUGCCGAUGAUGCCGAUUAUGUAUUGUUAGAACCUAAACUGGAAACCAUAUUGGAGGAAACGGUCAUCGACGAACUUACCGUCCAGCAGCAAAAAUCGCAUCAAGACAAUACGCCAUACGAAGAAUGCGUCGGGCCGGAAGAUGCUGCCCUGGUCAAUCGGUUUGAGAUGUACACAUAUUUUUUUUGUGGGCAGACUUCUAGAAUGCCCGUGUGUACUUGGGUAAUUCGGUCUAAUUCACCAGCCGAAUUUAAGGAUUACAUGUACAUACUAGCAAAGCAGUACAUGAAACAGGCUAUAGAAUUUUCAUCACCAAAUGAGCCUGUUUGGUCGUCGAAAGAAGUACCCACGCAGGAGGAUUUAACGAAUUACAUUGUGUUCAAAGAUCGCACUUCAAAGAGAAAGUACGUCCUGGAGGACGCUGAAGAGUUCAUGCUUCAACGAUGGGCACAUAAGAAUAUCCUUGUUCAACUGUAUGUACAUUCGAAAGAAAUUAACAGUAAAUUCGCUUACGACACUGUCAAAGCAAAAUUAUUUAUCAAACCCGCCAACCCUACAAAUGUUGACCGCGAGGCACUGAAUGAACAGAGGUUACAGAGCAUGGUUAAACGGCUAGAGAAAAUUCACUUUCAACGACUUGUGCCGAAAAUCGACGACGCAUUCAAAUUAUGGGCCCGUCUAAUUUUGCAAUCUCCUCUGCGUGACCGCCAUAAACUUUACUACCAACAACCACCAGAACCAUUGCUAGAUAAUUUCGUGGUUUUAGAGAAAACAAGACCCAAGAGAGCAGCCGUGGGUCCGGCUCAACCUAAAGAUUGUUCCGACGGGUACGGGUUCGAAGAGGAAGUUCAAGUCCUGCGAAGAACGGUUACGCAGAUAAAAGAUCUAGUCGAAAUGCUGGAUCGACGAGUCGAACUGCUGGAAGAAAAAUGCCAUGGCUUCAAUCGGAAUAUUCUCGAAGGUGAUGUUCCUCCUGCAAAGAAGCCCAGAUGGGAUGACGAUGACGACGACGAGGUGGAAGCGGAAGGGGAUAUGCAAAACGAUGAGCCGAUAAUCGAUUUGCCUCCAGGGGACAUCCUAUCAGUUGAUUCGGUAGCGUCGGUUGCGGGACAGCAACGUGCCAGUCCGGAUCCUUUGCGUGACGAAAUUAAACAAGAAGAUGACAGUGAUUGGUAAUUGGGCUGUGUACAGUGAAGAAUGGAUUCGAAAUAAUAUGUAAGUUUUAAUUAAAAGGUUAUAAUGCCGGUGUUAAUUGAUUCCAUUCGACGCAGUGAGUUUCAAAAUUCUAUUAAUGUAAAUGCAUGUUACGAACGACGAUAACUUAUACAGACAACUGUAGGAAAAAAAUA